GCACAGAUCGCUUGUCCGCCUUGCACUGCACCGCACCGCAACGCACGCGCGCCGAGUGAUCUCGAUAUCUACUCACAUACAUGCAAUGCAUACUCUCAUCCUCAUCCUCAUCCCCACCGCCUCGGAGUCGCUCGGUCGACACCCAAACACCCAAACACCCAAGAUGAACGGCAUCUUCCCUCCCUCCCUCCCCCCACCAUGGCGCACACCCCAACGCACCUCCGUUUCCCCAAAUCCCAAGCCUCAAGUUCCGCCCCCCUUCUCGCCCCCGCCGGCCGUUGGGCCCAGAGCCCAGACCAGACCGGGCAAGCAGUCCAGUCAUGGACGGACGGCCGGUAGGUCGGGACGGUCGGGUGGAUCUUGCAGUUUGCAGUUCGAAUCUUACAGUUGGAAUCUUACAUAUUGCAUGCUCCCCGGGCCAGGGUCAGGGCGAGGGCGAGGGACAGGGCAAGGGAAAGGGCCGGGGAGAAACGAGACUCAUGCAUACGGUAGAUAUGGGAGGUAUGGGAGGUAUGGGAGGUACAUAGCUGUAGAUAGCUGUUCCAUCAUGUCACUGCACAGCACAGCACAUCAUAUAACAUCACCAAAUCACAUCAUUGAGGUGGGUGGGUGUGAGGUAGGUAGGGUAGGUAGGUGGAGUAUGUUGAGUAUAGUAGGUAGGGUAGGUAAUCGGCCACGCGGGAUUUACUCUACAUACUCUACACACAUACACGAUACAGCUCGUCGCGGUGUUGGAUGUUGACAGUUGGAUAUUGGGGAUGUAGGUGGGUAGAUGCCCGCGGACUCGGCCAGCUGGCCGCCUCACACCCCUCCAUCCCCCUCCCCCCCACCACACCCCUUC
This is a messenger RNA of Tricharina praecox, 841 nucleotides long. RefSeq lists its product as uncharacterized. The coding region runs from base 86 to 742 and encodes 218 amino acids. The record is from RefSeq and is a predicted model, not a curated record. NCBI's taxonomy places the organism in Eukaryota, Fungi, Ascomycota, Pezizomycetes, Pezizales, Pyronemataceae. The transcript has a single exon.